Molecule: messenger RNA, 535 nt
Organism: Soboliphyme baturini
Lineage: Eukaryota; Metazoa; Nematoda; Enoplea; Dioctophymatida; Soboliphymatidae
Source: the annotation of a GenBank genome assembly
UCCUUUUGACUUUGCUUAUCUAAAAAUUGUCUAAGAGCACUGUAAAAGGGUGUACAUCAGGUGCAUUUAGGUUGGAACGACGGUAAUUGUGAAAAAGUUUCUGGGAAACUUGCCAGUAAGAAGAAAAGAACUAGAGAGAAACAUCAAGAAGGAAGUCGGUAAACUGUGCACGCUGAUGCAGACUUAUGCAUUGAUUUCUACAUGUACACGUUUCGAACUGGUCAACAUUAUCAACGGAAAAAGGAAAAUGCUCCUCGCCACGAACUGCAACAAGUCGGUUCGUGGAAACAUCGCAGACGUUUACGGGAUUUCGCAGCUGAACAGUCUCCGCGAAUUCGUGCAAGUCGCUCCGGACGGCGACACCCUUCGCGAAUUCGGUGUAUCAAGUUCUGACGUAAAGUCGGCCUUCAGAUUGAGAAGUCAGGUGCGAUGGUUUGAGCUUCGAAUGGCUUGGAAACAAGUAGCCGUCUACUCGCGUGCGAUAUGUCGAGGCACGCAAGGCGGCAUCCAAAGCAGUGGCGAAAGCGAAAGCUGA